This is a messenger RNA of Helianthus annuus (common sunflower), 540 nucleotides long. Its product is annotated as amino acid permease 8-like. The transcript is spliced from 4 exons. Bases 1 to 540 code for a protein of 179 amino acids. Gene Ontology annotation, cellular component: plasma membrane. The record is from RefSeq and is a predicted model, not a curated record. NCBI's taxonomy places the organism in Eukaryota, Viridiplantae, Streptophyta, Magnoliopsida, Asterales, Asteraceae.
AUGGUUACGCCUUUGGAGAAGGCGAUUGAAAAGUACAUCGAUGGCCUCCCUGACCCAAUUCAGGACAUUGUUACCGGUAGCAACCUUACUACUGUCAGACAGGCCAUUGAACUAUCCACUACCCUGACUGAAUCUCAAAUCAGGAAGGGAACAUUGCUUACUACAAGUGCAUAUGUCAUGGCUGUGGUGAUAGGGUCCGGAGUGUUGUCCUUAGCUUGGUGUUUGGCUCAGUUAGGUUGGAUCCUUGGAGUUCUUUUACUUGCAGCCAUUGCUGUCACUUGGUACACCUCCAUUUUGCUUUCAGACUGCUACAGGUCUCCUGAUCCGAUUACUGGCACCCAAAACUAUAACUACAUGCAAGCUGUUAAAGUUAGUCUUGGAGGGUUUAAGUACAAACUAUGUGGAAUAUCUCAAUAUGUGACUCAAGUUGGUACGACCAUCGGGUACACCAUUACUUCGGCGAUCAGUAUGGCGGCGGUUGAACGGUCAAACUGUUUUCAUAAGUACAGGCACGAAAACGGUAUCGACCAACCAUAUUAA